AAUACUCUUCUACCGGUUUCCAACGCCAGCGAUAACUGUUUUUGAUGGGUCUGGGCCUCUGGCUAGUUCAUCUUUAUAACAAAGCUUUUAUUAUUCCUAAUUCAGCACAAAACAAAAAGCAUAUAUAUAAAGUGGGCAUUUAGAAGACAGAAAGAGAAAGUGCCUCCAAUUCAAAGCCUGUGGAUGGUUAUGUUUGUGGUAUAUAAUUGAGCUUUUCCUUCUACUUCUCUUUGUACUUCGAGUUUUUUUCCCCUUCUUUCUCUUCUCUAUCAUCCUUUGAUUGCAGGGUCCAACAUAUUUUGGAUCAGUUUCACGCUAGGUGAUUCUUUUUGUAUUUUUGUAUUGAAUUCAUUCAUUUGAUCUUGUUGGUUAUGGUUAUGACCAUAGAGAUAUUUUAAUUAAAAUAUAGAAUUGUUGUUGGUAUUGUUUGAAGUAUUUCAUCAAUACAAAAAAGCCAUAGACAGAUAAUUUUUAAGUUAUACAUAUUUUCUAUUAUUAUUUACUGGCUUCAACUUAGAUACCCAUCAUAGAUAAAAGAAUUAUUAGAGAAUUUUCUUUGUUUGUCACUCUAAUAUGAAGGGCUCAAAUAAUCAAUGCCCAUUAAACUCUGUUUCCAAGCUUUUCAAUGCUCAACUUUACUUUGUUCAGUUUCUCACCUAUAUCCUCAUCUUGGGCUUUGGUGUAACCCUUGGGAUCAUCAUCAGUUUUUAUGUAAAAGACUGCACCUUUAGCCUACAAUUCACUCAGUUGUCACUCUCUACCUUGCCCCGAACGCAACCCUUGCCACCACCAAUUACCAAGCCUGAAAUAUCUAAUAAUCAAAGUAGUCAUGUUGGGUUGAAGGAAUUCCUUGAGCCUCCUAAUGUUAUGCAUGAUAUGGAUGAUGAGGAAUUGCUUUGGAGAGCUUCAAUGACUGCAAAGAUCCCUGAUUACCCGUUUGAUCGAGUUCCCAAGGUUGCCUUUAUGUUCUUGACAAGGGGUCCUGUGUUUUUGGCACCUUUGUGGGAGAAAUUCUUCGAGGGGCAUGAAGGGUAUUACUCAAUUUACGUGCAUUCCAAUCCUUCAUACAAUGGAUCACACCCCGAGAGUCCAGUGUUUCAUGGUCGGAGAAUUCCCAGCAAGGAAGUGCAAUGGGGUAAUGUCAACAUGAUCGAAGCUGAGCGUCGGUUGCUAGGCAAUGCACUACUGGAUAUUUCAAACCAACGAUUUGUUCUCUUAUCAGAAUCCUGCAUACCACUCUUCAACUUCUCAACAAUCUACUCUUACUUGAUGAACUCUACUCAAAACUAUGUGAUGGCUUUUGAUGAGCCUAGUGCUGUUGGUCGUGGCCGCUACAGCAUUCAAAUGUUGCCUGAUAUCUCUCUCAAGCAAUGGAGAAAAGGGUCCCAAUGGUUUGAAAUGGACAGAGGGCUUGCAGUUGAAGUAGUAUCUGACAAAAAAUACUUCCCAGUUUUUCAAGAAUACUGCAAAGGUUCAUGUUACGCAGAUGAACAUUACUUGCCAACGUUUGUGAGCAUCAAGUUUUGGGAGGGGAAUUCGAAUAGGAGUUUGACUUGGGUUGACUGGUCAAAGGGUGGUCCACACCCAGCUAAAUUUUUGAGAUCUGACAUUACUGUUAAGUUCUUGGAGAGUUUGAGGAACAAGAAAUGCAAGUAUAACGGAAGCAGCAACAAUAUUUGUUUUCUUUUUGCUAGGAAGUUCUCGCCUAGUGCUCUGUCGAGGCUCACUAGGAUUGCACCCGAGGUUAUGCAUUUCUAAUUCUAUUAUUAUAGGCACAAAAACAGAGAAAAGUUAUCACUAUAACCAAUUAUUUAUUUAAUUCAUUCUUUUUAUCUUGUAAUUUCAUCAAUACAGAAUGAGUUUUAGUAUUGGGUGGGUUAUAUAUCUAUCUCACUAACGAAAAGCUCUUGAAUCCAAAACCAUCAAGCUGUUG
Molecule: messenger RNA, 1933 nt
Organism: Abrus precatorius (Indian licorice)
Lineage: Eukaryota; Viridiplantae; Streptophyta; Magnoliopsida; Fabales; Fabaceae
Product: glycosyltransferase BC10-like
Exons: 2
Coding region: 574-1758 (394 amino acids)
Cellular component (GO): membrane
Molecular function (GO): glycosyltransferase activity
Source: RefSeq, a predicted model, not a curated record